This is a messenger RNA of Echinops telfairi (small Madagascar hedgehog), 1799 nucleotides long. It is a transcript of the gene OMG, whose product is annotated as oligodendrocyte myelin glycoprotein. Gene Ontology annotation, molecular function: protein binding. Lineage: Eukaryota; Metazoa; Chordata; Mammalia; Afrosoricida; Tenrecidae. The transcript is spliced from 2 exons. Bases 129 to 1457 code for a protein of 442 amino acids. The record is from RefSeq and is a predicted model, not a curated record. Gene Ontology annotation, biological process: neuron projection regeneration.
GCAACACAAUGCAGCUGAGCAGGCAAGCACAGCCCACAGCCGGAAACAGCUCCUACUCUCCAGAGCAAGGCGACCUCUAAGCUUUAAGUUUCUCGGAGAAAUGAGAAGCUGAUGUUGAAGACGACACUAUGGCUCUGAUGGAAUAUCAGAUAUUGAAAAUGUCUCCCUGCCUGUUCAUCCUUCUGGUUCUCACGCCUGGUAUUUUAAGCAUUUGCCCUCUCCAGUGUAUGUGCACAGAGAGGCAUAGGCAUGUGGACUGUUCAGGCAGAAACUUGACUACACUACCAUCUGGACUCCAAGAAAAUAUUAUACAUUUAAACCUGUCUUAUAACAAGUUUACUGAUCUGCAUAACCAGUUAACUCAAUACACCAAUCUGAGGACCCUAGACAUUUCCAACAACAGGCUGGAAAGGCUGCCUGCUCGGUUGCCCCGGUCCCUCUGGAACAUGUCUGCUGCUAACAACAACAUUAAACUUCUUGACAAAUCUGACACUGCCUAUCAGUGGAACCUUAAAUAUCUGGAUGUGUCUAUGAAUAUGCUGGAAAAGGUUGUCCUCAUUAAAAAUACACUAAGAAGUCUCGAGGUUCUCAACCUCAGUAGUAACAAACUUUGGACAGUUCCAACCAAUAUGCCUUCCAAACUACUUAUCGUGGACCUGUCGAACAAUUCCUUGACCCAAAUCCUCCCAGGAACACUAAUAAACCUUACAAGUCUCACACACCUUUACCUGCACAACAAUAAGUUCACAGCCAUUCCAGAGGAAGCUUUUGAUCAACUCUUGCAGUUGCAUGAGAUAACCCUAUACAACAAUAGGUGGUCAUGUGAUCACAAACAAAAUAUUACUUACUUAUUAAAGUGGGUGAUGGAAACAAAAGCCCAUGUGAUAGGCACUCCCUGUUCUAGCCAAAUAUCAUCUCUAAAGGAACAUAGCAUGUACCCUACACCUCCGGGAGUUACUUCAAGCUUGUUCACUGGCAGUGGGCUGCAGACCGUGGACACCGUUAACUCUCUGAGUAUAACUCAACCCAAAGUGACCAAAAUCCCCAAACAGUAUCGAACGAAGGAAACCACAUUUGGGGCCACCCAAGGCAGAGACACCGCCUUCACCAGCCCGGACAAGGCUUUUGUGCCCUAUCCAGAAGGCACAUCUGCAGAAACCAUCAAAUUGCACGAAGCAGCAGCUGCAACACUGACCAUUCAUCUCCAAAAUGGCAUGGUGACAAACACAAGCCUCACUAGCUCGAUGAAAUCAGUGCCAACACCCAUGACCCUAAGUAUCACUAGUGGCACGCCAAAUAAUUUCUCGGAAAUGCCUCAACAAAGCACAACCCUCACCCUACGAAGGGAAGAGACAACCACCAAUGUAAAGGCCCACUCACCUUCUGUGGCAAGCGUGUGGAAAGUCAAUACUCCAUUUCUCGUGCUGCUCAACGCUGUGCUCGUGCUGGCUGUCUGAAGGGCUGCACGGAACUCCUCCCUGAUGUGGAGUUGGGAAAUACACCCCUAUCUAACCAGUGAAUCAAGCUGUAUUAAGUAUUCAAGAAAGCCAGUCUUACAAUUCUGAUUCUGAUAUAAAUGAAGCAACUGUCUUACAUAAAAGAAGUGCACAAUGUCUUGGUACUUGCUGCUAUUUUACUGUCUUAACUAAUGAAUUUCUUUCUUUUUUUUUUAAUGACAUGUUUUCUGUUUAAGGCUUCAAUUUAUUGCACAAAAUAUAAAGCAUUUAAACUUUAAUAUGUAUUUUAUGUAUGUUUACACUGUCACAGCUGGGGGAAAAAUAAAAGGUCUCUGCUCAUAA